AUGUCUUCCCUCUCUCGUCGUGCCUGCUAUAAGUGUGGCAAUGUUGGCCACUAUGCCGAGGUUUGCUCUUCCGCCGAGCGUCUCUGCUACAACUGCAAGCAACCCGGCCACGAGUCCAACGGCUGCCCUUUGCCCCGUACUACCGAGGCAAAGCAGUGCUAUCACUGCCAGGGACUCGGCCAUGUUCAGGCUGACUGCCCUACCCUGCGCCUGAGCGGUGCUGGCACCAGCGGCCGCUGCUACAACUGCGGACAGCCCGGUCAUCUUGCGCGACCAAUGCCCAGAGGAUUAAUGUUUGAGAAGCGCGCAUGCCCCAACCCCGCCGGCGUCAACAUGGGCCGAGGUGGUCCCCCGGUUCCCCGUGGCGGAUACGGUGGCUACGGCCGUGGCGCCUUCACCGGUGGCCCACGUCCUGCUACCUGCUACAAGUGCGGUGGGCCCAACCACUUCGCGAGAGACUGCCAGGCUCAGGCCAUGAAGUGCUAUGCUUGCGGUAAGCUUGGCCACAUCUCUCGUGACUGCACCGCUCCCAACGGUGGCCCUCUUAACACUGCUGGCAAGACCUGCUACCAGUGCGGCGAGGCCGGCCACAUCUCCCGCGAUUGCCCCCAGAAGAACACCAACGGCGAGAUCCCCAACGACGUUGACCUGUCGGCUGCCCCUGGCAUUCCUCAGCCCGCUGUUGCGCCCAUUGCCCCCGUUGCUUAG
This is a messenger RNA of Colletotrichum fioriniae, 708 nucleotides long. RefSeq names its product gig suppressor. Gene Ontology annotation, cellular component: cytoplasm. NCBI's taxonomy places the organism in Eukaryota, Fungi, Ascomycota, Sordariomycetes, Glomerellales, Glomerellaceae. Gene Ontology annotation, biological process: positive regulation of cytoplasmic translation. Gene Ontology annotation, molecular function: mRNA binding; translation regulator activity; single-stranded RNA binding. The record is from RefSeq and is a predicted model, not a curated record.